This is a messenger RNA of Salvelinus fontinalis (brook trout), 4026 nucleotides long. RefSeq names its product disks large-associated protein 1-like. The record is from RefSeq and is a predicted model, not a curated record. The transcript is spliced from 13 exons. NCBI's taxonomy places the organism in Eukaryota, Metazoa, Chordata, Actinopteri, Salmoniformes, Salmonidae. Gene Ontology annotation, molecular function: molecular adaptor activity. Gene Ontology annotation, cellular component: glutamatergic synapse; postsynaptic specialization. The coding region runs from base 345 to 3158 and encodes 937 amino acids. Gene Ontology annotation, biological process: signaling.
AGCCCAAGCGCAGUUCCAUGCGAUCUGUGAUGCCGCAGCAGCUCACAGACGGUCAGGUACAGGCAGCCAGUAUAGACUGGGACUUGACAACCAGUGGACCUCCUGUCGAGUUUUCAUUGGCAGAAGAGAAGCUACUAUUCAAAGACGGUGAAUUGUAUAGGAUUAUACCAGGGAGUGCUUGCUGUUUUCUACCAACACACCAUAAGUGAGGACCUGCAGUUGCAUGGAGGACAACAGGUGUGUAUUUAAGGACCGGUGAGUCAGGAUGUUGAAGAGGAGACAAUAAAGUGGAGCUUGUUUAGCGUCAGUAGCAGUUAGAUGCGUCUGUCCCCUUGUCCGUGACGAUGACAAUGAAGGGCUUGUCGAGUAGCCGGAGACACCAUCACAUGGUGACCUGUGACCCCACCUAUGACUCCAUGACCCUGGGGUGCCAAGCCCGGCCCUACCCGCUGAACCCGGGCAAUGCCCACCCGGCGGACCACCCUUACUAUGCCCAGCGAAGCUCCUUCCAGUCUGAGUGCGGGCCCUACCCUGACCCGGCUAGCAGCACCUUCCCCCGAAGACACUACAGCUCCCACCAUGAACUGAAGGAUGAAUGUGCUGUGGUGCCUUACACCGGAGGCCAGUGGGGAAGCGUUAAAAACAACCGCAUCCCCCCCAACCUUCUGGAGCAGUUUGAACGGCAGGCGCCGGCGCACCAUGACGGCUACCACACACUGCAGUACAAGUGCACAGCGGUGGCGCACCAGCGCAGCGACAGCCCUGGGAGGAUCCGGCAUCUUGUCCACUCGGUCCAAAAGCUCUUCACCAAGUCCCACUCCCUGGAAGGCCCAUCCGGGGAUAGGAUGAACGGGGGCAAGGCCAGCUCUGACGACCCGCCCUCCCACUCGGGCACCCUGAAGCACAGCAGCAAGCGCAGCAAGAGCAAAGACUGCAGCAGGUCGGAGCCCAAGAUCCGCUCAGCCAUCUCAGGCUACUGGAGCUCGGACGACACCCUGGACCGCGAGGUGUGCCUGUACCGCCACCACAGCCCCAUCCCGGGAGGCAUGCCCUCGGGGGUGAUGACCAUGGGCCGCCACCCAGGCAAGUCCCAGUCACAGUACUUCAUGGAGCAGUACAACACCAUCAGCGCCCACUCGCUGAAGACGUCACGAAGCAACAACGACGUCAAGUGUUCUACAUGCGCCGGGUUGCCGGGACUGGGCGCGGGGAUGGACGGGACUGGCCAACUGCUGAAGAAGAGCUUGUGGUCGUCAACGCUGACGGUCAGUAGGGCCAGGGAAGUCUACCAGAACGCAUCGGUCAACCUGGACAAAGCCACGGUCAAGGCUGAUAACUGCCAGCAGGGGGGGCGCCAGAUCUGUCAAUUCCUCCAGGUACCCCAGGACGAAUGGAGUAGGGGGUUCUUGCCCGUGGGGAUAGACGAGGAGAUCCCAUGCCGGCGUAUGCGCAGUGGCAGCUACAUCAAGGCCAUGGCGGAGGAAGACAGCGGCGACUCAGACUGCAGCCCCAAGCCCUCGCCCAAGGUGCAGGCGCGCCGGGCAAGCUAUCUGAAGGCCACACAGCCAUCGCUCACCGAGAUGACCACCCUCAAGAUCUCCACUGAGUCGCACUCUCCCAAGUUGCAGAUCCGGAGCCACAGCUACCUGCGUGCGGUGAGUGAGGUUUCCAUCAAUAGAAGCCUGGACAGCUUGGACCCGGCAGGGCUGCUGGCCUCGCCCAAAUUCCGCUCGCGAAACGAGAGCUACAUGAGAGCCAUGAGCACCAUUAGCCAGGUGAGCGAGGUGGAGGUGAACGGACAGAUGGAGGCAGUGUGCGAGUCCGUUUUCAGUGAGAUGGAGUCUCAAGCGGUGGAUGCUCUGGACCUCCCCAUGUCAGGCUGCUUCCGUAUGCGCAGCCACAGCUACGUCCGUGCCAUCGAGAAGGGCUGCUCCCAAGACGAGGAGGACAGGGUCACCAUGGUGGGGGGAAACAUGAGGGCUAUCUCAGCCCCCCGGGCCACCACCACCGUCAGGACCAUCCAGAGCAGCACAGUGUCGUCAUGCAUUACCACGUACAAGAAGACGCCUCCGCCGGUGCCGCCGCGCACCACCCCACCCAAACCUGUCAUCUCCAUCACGGCCCAAAGCAGCACCGAGUCGGCCCAGGACGCAUACAUGGACGAGGGGUCAGGCCUCCGGACCCAGAGCAGCUCUUCCCGGCCCCACCUGUCCAACUCCACUGAGAGCAUCGACAGUAUGAAGGCCCUGACGGCAGCUAUCGAGGCAGCUAACGCCCAGGUCCACGGCCCGGCCAGCCAGCACGUCACUAACAGCACCAUCACCAUCACCGCCACCGCCACCACCACUGCCUCCAGCAACAGCAAGAGAGACGCGCUCCGGAAGUGCCUCUCCAUAGGGAUACAGGUGGAUGGACCAGAGGACGUUAGGGGGAGAGAGGAGCACUCCAAGUUCCAGUCAGUGGGUAUCCAGGUGGAAGAGGAGAGCUGUUACCGCAGGAUGACCAGGUCCAACAGUGUGACCACAGCAGUCCAGGCUGACCUAGACGACCCUGACUACUAUCCCGUCGACGCUCCAGAGAUGGUGAUGCGCCACUCGGCCACCAUGCCCCGCCAGUACUCCCGGGACUCCGCCACCUCCACCGUCUCCAUCCAGGGCUCGGGCAACCACUACCACGCCCUGACUGUGGAGGAGUACGGCGAGGUGGGUGUCGACCCAUCCAUCCUGCCCCCACCCGACCCCUGGAUGGACCAGGUGGAGGGCCCAAUGGAGGUGGUGGGGGAGAGGGGGUCGUUGUGUCCCAGGGACGGGCGCUGGUACCUCAAGCUGCUGCAGGCCGAGAUGGAGCGCAUGGAGGGCUGGUGCAGACAGAUGAAUCAGGAAGAGAUGGAGAACGAGCUGCCGGACGAGAUCCUGGGGAAGAUCCGCAGUGCAGUAGGCAGCGCCCAGCUGCUCAUGUCUCAGAAGUUCCAGCAGUUUCGGGAGCUGUGUGAGGAAAACCUGAACCCCAAUGCCAACCCCAGGCCCAUCUCCCAGGAUCUGGCUGGUUUCUGGGACAUGCUGCAGCUGUCCAUCGAGAACAUCAGCCUAAAGUUUGAUGAGCUGCACCAACUCAAGGCCAACAACUGGAGACCCCUGGACCUCCCCGUGAUAAAGUGAGCUGGAUUGUUGAGAAGUCACUCUUCCUGCCAUGCACCGUCGGGCCUCGCUGACCUUGCUGGCCACUCUUACCCCACGCACACCCCUCGCCUACCUUCUGCCGCGUACUCUCACAAAAUGGCCACAGCCAUCACCACCCACAUGAAAAAAUACAACAGUUUACUAUAGAAUACUACAGUACUUACUGUAGAAAUCAGUAGUAAACUGUAGCAUACUGUAGAAUACUAUACUACACACUGUAGUAUUUUUAUUUAUUUUUUAUUUUUAUUUUACCAUUAUUUUACCAGGUAAGUUGACUGAGAACACGUUCUCAUUUGCAGCAACGACCUGGGGAAUAGUUACAGGGGAGAGGAGGGGGAUGAAUGAGCCAAUUGUAAACUGGGGAUUAUUAGGUGACCAUGAUGGUUUGAGGGCCAGAUUGGGAAUUUAGCCAGUAUCCCUCGAUCAUGUGUAGUACUUACUAUAGAAUGUUGUAGUAUACUGUGGAAUACUAUAGUAAAUACUACAGUAUACUACAGUAAAGUCAGCAAAAACACUACAGCGAAUACUAUAGUAUUUAUACAGUAGUAUGCUAUAGUAUUUUUUCAUGUGGGCACCAACCGUAACCUCACUCUCGUGAACCCUGUUGCAUGCUCUCACACCAUGCAAGCUACAAAAAACUGCUGAUGUCAUGUCAGUCAUGCAUUCUUUAACCUCCACACAAAAUGGCUGCCGUUGUGCCCCUACUGCCAGAGGCACAGAAGAUGUCCUCUUACUGUUUGUCCUCCCCCGUCCAUCCAGGAGAGACGGUUCGCCCCUCCAGUGCCAAAGAAGCCCCACAGGGGCCACCCUCCCCUGGCCAGGGACCGUUCUCUGGAGAGCUCCGAGA